AUGGAAAACGAGUUGCGCCAGUUCUUCAAAGGGUUGAAACGACAGUUGGCUACAACGCAAGCGCGGGGCGAAGGGAACGUGAAAGUGGGGAAGGAUCCUCUGUCAUUUGAAUUGUAUGAAUUUCUCUGCGACCAUUUGCUUGCGCUACCAGGAGUUGACGCCAUUUUUUCCCGGACGUACCUGAUUUUAUCG
Phytophthora sojae is the source of this 192-nucleotide messenger RNA. RefSeq lists its product as hypothetical. The transcript has a single exon. Lineage: Eukaryota; Oomycota; Peronosporomycetes; Peronosporales; Peronosporaceae. The annotation marks the transcript as partial. The record is from RefSeq and is a predicted model, not a curated record.